Molecule: messenger RNA, 165 nt
Organism: Parastagonospora nodorum SN15
Lineage: Eukaryota; Fungi; Ascomycota; Dothideomycetes; Pleosporales; Phaeosphaeriaceae
Exons: 2
Coding region: 1-165 (54 amino acids)
Source: RefSeq, a predicted model, not a curated record
AUGGCUAUAGCUGCCCACUUUAAUCUGGAAGUCAUGCAAAAUGACGUAAUAGGAGCAUUCCUUAAUGCAACGAUCACAAAGGAGAACCCUAUGCUGUGUGAGCUUCCUGACGGUUUUAAGGAACCUGGAAUUAUGAGGAGUUCUCAGGAACACUCCGAUCAUUAG